Molecule: messenger RNA, 1131 nt
Organism: Aspergillus oryzae RIB40
Lineage: Eukaryota; Fungi; Ascomycota; Eurotiomycetes; Eurotiales; Aspergillaceae
Exons: 5
Coding region: 1-1131 (376 amino acids)
Source: RefSeq, a predicted model, not a curated record
AUGGACUUGAGCAAGAUACCAGUGGCCCCUCCGCCACCGGGAGUUACUCCCAACUUUGACAACCCGGAGGGGUCGAAGUUCAAGAUUUACUCCGUCAGUCUUGCAAUGUGUUCAUCCGCAACCCUUGUAUUACUUCUUCGAUUGUAUACGCGUUUCUACCUUCUAAGAACAUAUGGCUUAGAUGAUUUGUUCUGUGUGAUGGGGCAGAUCUGUGCAUGGAUUUUCGCCAUCCUGAGCGUAAUCAGUAAGUAUACUCAGCUGUGUCAAUAUUCAUUAGACACACAUCUAACAGACGAAGACAUCAAGAACGGAUACGGUGUACAUGUCUGGGACUUGCAUCUUGACAAAAUAACGCCAUUCAAGAAGUAUGAUCUCGCAGAAGAAGACGUCUACGCGCUCGGUGUCUGGUUCGUCAAAACGGCUAUAUUACUCUUCUACCUCCGACUCAAUCCCGAGAAACGUUUCCGCCAAAUGACCUUCGCAAUCAUGGGCUUCGUCGCUUUCUACAGUCUACUGAGCAUCCUUAUCUUUACACUCGGGUGCAACCCAGUUCAGGCUAUGUGGGACGUCACUAUUAAAGAUGCCAAAUGUGUCGACCAGUUUGCGUUCGUGUACGCCAAUGCGGCCUUCAACGUGUUCUCCGACCUUGUGACUCUGAUCCUCCCUAUUAAGAUUUGCUGGUCGCUGCAGACGUCGGUGAGACAAAGGAUGCUUCUUAUGGUUGUUUUUGGGACGGGCUCAUUUGACUUUACACACUUCAAGGUCACACUCGCGAACUGGUGUAUGAUCGAAAUCAACGUAGGCAUAAUAUGUGCCUGUCUACCAACGAUGCGACCGCUGCUAGCCCGCUGCUUCCCACGAAUCUUCAGCAGCAUCGACCGGAGCAAUAACAAAAAUUACAAAGGCUCAGACGGCAGCUAUUCCCUGAAGCAGCGCAAGAAGAUCCAUAACUGGGACCACCUCACAACCCUGCAAGGCACUCAACUCACGACACAAGAUCCGGAGAAUCUGAAGCAUUCGGAAAGUGUUCAAGAGUUGGUUAAGCCUGAUGGACACAAUGAUGCCCAGGGAAUCAUGACGAGUACGGAAUAUUCAGUGACCUAUAAUAGGGACCAUAGCCAUCUCACUUAG